AUGGCUUUCUUCAAUUUGACACAGCUAGGAGCUCAAGAUCCAUUCAAAACGGCCAGCUCGUCCAACUCUCUGUCUCCAGAAGCUGCGCAUGCCCAGAUAACUCAGAAAAAGCCGAUAACAACUGAAGCCCAGGCCUCAGGCUCAACUUCUCCAUCCACCACUGGCGAAGAGAGACCAGAGAAAAUAACAAGCCACUCUGAGAUGUACUCCACGGCCAAGGCAAGUUCUUGUCAUGAAGGUUCUCACAGUAAAUACACUGAGCGCUUGAGGAAACAUCAGAGGAAUCCGAAAGAUCCAUCAGAGAUGUAUAGUCGUCCCCUCACUACCUCACAGAUGUAUGGCUGGUGGAUGAGCGAGGGAGAGCCUCUGAAACAAGAGUGGACACAAGGGGAGAGGAGGGUCUACGUCAACAGUGAAAUGACAAGAUUCGUGAAUGAGAUGAGUCUAACAAACAAAGACUUUAGCCUCUACUAAGACAUAAUACUUAGUAAACUCUUGAAAAGAAUUGGUCUUUUCAUGCUUUCAAUUAUAAACAUUAUUUUU
Messenger RNA from Halichondria panicea, 543 nucleotides. RefSeq lists its product as uncharacterized. The coding region runs from base 1 to 474 and encodes 157 amino acids. The transcript has 3 exons. Lineage: Eukaryota; Metazoa; Porifera; Demospongiae; Suberitida; Halichondriidae. The record is from RefSeq and is a predicted model, not a curated record.